AUGGCAGCACUGAAAGCACGGAACAUCCUGAUCACUGGGGCCAACCGGGGCCUGGGUUUGGAGAUGGUCAGACAACUGGUGGAGAUUCCUUACCCUAACCGCCAGAUCUUUGCCUGCUGUCGUGACCCUGAUGGCCCCAAAUCAAAGGACUUGCGAGAGCUGGCUGAGAAGCACCCAAAAGUCAUCAAAAUCAUCCGUCUUGAUGUUGCUGAUGCAAACAGCAUCAGAGAAGCUGCUAAGAAGGUGGGCUCACUACUGGAGAAGAAUGGUCUUAACCUACUGGUCAACAACGCUGGUGUGGUGAAACACACCAACUUGCUCGACACGUCUACCGAAGACAUGUGGAACAUAUUCGACGCCAAUGUGAUGGGACCUUUCACUGUUACCAAGGAAUUCAUACCAUAUCUGCGUACUGCAGUCAAAGCCAGUGGGACUCCGGGUAUGUCCUGUGACAAAGCGGCCGUCAUUAACGUCUCCACCUACGCGGCGUCUUUGGCAUCUGUCGAUAAGACAUACCCCCACUGGAUUGCGUUUCCUUACAAUGUCACCAAGACAGCUCUGAACAUGAUGACAGUCUUGGCUGCUAUUGACUUCAAGCCUGAGGAGAUUCUCUUCACUGCCCUGCACCCCGGCUGGGUUAAAACUGAACUGGGAGGUGAAGGGGCAAUGAUUGGUGUCAGAGAGAGUAUAGAGGGUAUGCUGCAUGUGAUGAGCGGCCUCACUGAGAAACAGAAUGGAGCCUAUAUGGACUACACUGGGAAAACUCUGCCCUGGUGA
This is a messenger RNA of Chanos chanos (milkfish), 777 nucleotides long. RefSeq names its product C-factor-like. The transcript has 6 exons. The coding region runs from base 1 to 777 and encodes 258 amino acids. Gene Ontology annotation, cellular component: cytoplasm. Gene Ontology annotation, molecular function: oxidoreductase activity. Lineage: Eukaryota; Metazoa; Chordata; Actinopteri; Gonorynchiformes; Chanidae. The record is from RefSeq and is a predicted model, not a curated record.